This is a messenger RNA of Rhododendron vialii, 1124 nucleotides long. RefSeq names its product stemmadenine O-acetyltransferase-like. Bases 72 to 1124 code for a protein of 350 amino acids. The record is from RefSeq and is a predicted model, not a curated record. Lineage: Eukaryota; Viridiplantae; Streptophyta; Magnoliopsida; Ericales; Ericaceae. The transcript has a single exon.
CAUCCAAACACAAGCAAGCAAGAAAACAAAUCUAUCAUCUCUUUGUCCUCAGCACACACAAAGGUUAUCGGAUGGUUAAGAUGGAAACCAUCUCCAAGGAGUCCAUCAAACCUUCCUCUAAAACGCCUGAUCGCCUCAGAACCUUUCGACUCUCAAUGUUAGAUCAAUUCAUUCCACCUUCCAUCUAUGCCCCUCUUAUUCUUUACUACUCACUUGAUGAAAGUACUAGCAACGUCAAGCAAGCCGAGAUUUCCUCUCUCCUAAAAAGAUCGCUCUCAGAUGCCUUAUCUCUCUUCUACCCAUUAGCUGGAAGGAUGACAAGUGAAAGCUCAGUCGAUUGCAAUGAUCAAGGCGUUGAUUUCUUGGAAGCUCGGGUUGAUGCCCGCCUCUCAGAAAUCCUUGAAUCUCCACAAGUUGAAGUAUUGACUCAAUUUGUUCCAAGCACAAGUGAAGAAAGUGGUGGUUUCCUAUUGGGCAUUCAGUUGAACUACUUCCACUGUGGGGGCAUUGCUAUUGGUAUAACCAUCUGCCACAGAAUUGCCGAUGCAUGCACCUUAAGCAUGUUUGUCGAGGCAUGGGCAGCCACGGCUCCUGGCGAUACCAAUAUGGUGGCGCCUAGUUUCGUCACGUCCUCUCUCUUCCCGCCCAAAGAACAGUUUGGGCAGCCAAUGAGUUUUGAAAGCCCAAAACAUUGGGCAGACACUCGAAGGCUCUUCUUCAGUAGCUCAAAAAUAGCGGCUCUGAGAGGUGAAGUAGGAGCCAGUACCACGUUUCAACCAACGUGUGUUGAGUUGGUAACGGCAGCAAUUUGGAAGUGGGCCAUGGACCGGAAAGGGCGUGACCAAUCCCGCCUGUCAGUGGCGUGCCAUGCGGUGAAUAUAAGGGGGAGGAUGGAGCCGCCAUUACAGGAAUGCACAUUUGGGAACCUCAUCCGGGGAGCAGAUGUAUUUGGAAACCAUGAGCUGGAUUUGGGUGAGCUGGUGAGCAAGAUGAGAGAAGCAGUUGGGAAAAUUGACAGUGAGUGUAUGAAAGAGUUGCAAGGGGAAAAUGGAUAUGAUAUGGUUGUGGAGCAUUCUAAGAAGGCAGUGGAGUGGUUCCUUGACAAGGAAGUUCAUGUUUACUAG